Fonsecaea nubica is the source of this 435-nucleotide messenger RNA. RefSeq lists its product as hypothetical. The coding region runs from base 1 to 435 and encodes 144 amino acids. The transcript is spliced from 2 exons. Gene Ontology annotation, cellular component: mitochondrial inner membrane peptidase complex. Lineage: Eukaryota; Fungi; Ascomycota; Eurotiomycetes; Chaetothyriales; Herpotrichiellaceae. The record is from RefSeq and is a predicted model, not a curated record.
AUGGCGCCGCCCGAACAUCCAUUCCCCGUCUCCGAGCUCGACCAGCACGUCCGCUCGCUCACGGUCAACUACAAGGAAAAAUCGCGCAAACUGCCCCAGGACUUUGAUCUCAAGCGGGAUUGCGAGUUGAUGGAACUCGUCCAGUAUAGCUGUACCACGCCCAAGCAACAGUAUGAGAGGGCACUCGCAAACGGCACCGGGACGGCCAGGAUCGAGUGCUACCCCAUCGUGAGGUUGUUUAGGAAAUGCGUCAAAGGUGGAAAGGUGUUUCACGUCGAGACGACAGCCUGGGAAGGUCAACUUGCUUGGAAACCACCUGCAAAUCCGCCUCCCACAGGCCCCAUCAACGACAAUGAUCAAGGAAAGCCUACUGCAGACGAUUCAUCAGGAAAUGUGAUUACAUCCUAUUGGAAUUCGUGGAGGUCCAAAAAGUGA